AUGAUGCUUGAAAUACUGUCUAACCGCCUAUGUUUUCGGGAAACUAUCGAGGACCAGAACAACCGCCACAGGCAGAAUAGUUCUGCGAAAGAACAGUUGGUGACGGUGGUUCCACUCGAGGCUUAUCCCGAAGAUACUGCCGCUGCUGAGGAGUAUCCGGAGCCCGAGGAGGUUCCAGUCGAGGCUUAUUCCGAAGAUGCUGUUGCUGCUGCUGAGGAAUAUCCGGAGCCCGAGGAGGUUCCAGUCGAGGCUUAUCCCGAAGAUGCUGUUGCUGCUGCUGAGGAAUAUCCGGAGCCCGAGGAGGUUCCAGUCGAGGCCUACCCCGAAGAUGCUGCCGCUGCUGCUGAGGAAUAUCCGGAGCCCGAGGAGGUUCCAGUCGAGGCCUACCCCGAAGAUGCAGUUGCUGAAGAAGUUCCUGCCCUCGAGAAGCUCCACCUAACUCCACAUUUGUUAGAGAACCUUUACUUGUACGAAGACUGGGAGAUUCUCUCCCCGAAAAAGAGGAGGUCGAGGACCAAAACUCUUAGGGCAAGGGGCCUUCCCAUUCCAGACAAAGACGGCGUAAUUUCAACCCUGAUGGUCUAG
Messenger RNA from Penicillium subrubescens, 585 nucleotides. RefSeq lists its product as uncharacterized. The transcript has a single exon. Bases 1 to 585 code for a protein of 194 amino acids. The record is from RefSeq and is a predicted model, not a curated record. NCBI's taxonomy places the organism in Eukaryota, Fungi, Ascomycota, Eurotiomycetes, Eurotiales, Aspergillaceae.